Diachasma alloeum is the source of this 2003-nucleotide messenger RNA. RefSeq lists its product as uncharacterized. The transcript has 9 exons. The record is from RefSeq and is a predicted model, not a curated record. Bases 425 to 1567 code for a protein of 380 amino acids. NCBI's taxonomy places the organism in Eukaryota, Metazoa, Arthropoda, Insecta, Hymenoptera, Braconidae.
UCAAAAAUUGAUAAUCAUUGAAAAGAACGGAAGACGUCGCUAUUGGUAUGAAAACUAUCUCUAUCACUUGGUAUGGACGACUUUGGAUAGGACAACAUUUCAAUGUACACAGCACAGUACAGUUUUCCAGUGUAUGGUAAAAAUGUUCCUCACUCCUGAUGGAAAAAUCAGUUUUAAUGAAGCGAAACAUCGUCAUUCUGAUGCAAGUAAAGAAUCAGACGUUAUUGCGAUGAAGGAAGAAAUAAGAAAAUUGGCUAGUAGCACGAAUGAAUAUUCGUCAGAGAUAUACAGAACGGCCUCACGCAAUAAUAAGAAUGCGGGGGAACUAAUUUCACCCGGUGCUUGCGAACAAAUUGUCUGACGCGAAAGGGCGGAAAUUGGACUUGCUCAUCAGCCGAAGACAUUGGAAGAAUUAGGAGCAUUGAUGGUUGAAAAUCCACAUAUGAAGGAGAUAGUGGAAGGGAAUUUCAAGGGACUUGUGGGUACCCCACGAGCAGCAAACGGUGACUGCCAAGGUUCCGCCCUUCUCUUUGUUAACGAUGGAAUAUUGAAUGAUCUGAACGAAGCUGAAAUAAUCAUGGCAGACGGAACUAUGAAGGCGACCCCGGACAUUCCACAGGCGAGUCAGAUAUGGAUUAUUAGCUUCCGGAAAAAUGACAAGUCAUUUGCUGCUGUUUUUGCGGUAUGCCGACGGGCUACUGCUGUGUUAUACGAAGCCAUAUUAUGUCGCUUUUCGAAAAUAGUACCAGGCUUAAAGAAUGUUAAAUUGAUCGUCAGUGAUUUUGAGAGAGCAGCCCUUAAAGCUUUCGCAAAUGUUCUACCUUUGGCAAGGCUGAUGGGGUGUUGGUUUCAUUUCAUCAAAGCAUCAUCUGAACACUGGAAGAAGCUGCUUGAAAAAUAUGAUCUACAUGAUGCCCCACGAGAGCCAAAAUACCUAUUGCAUUCCCUUCCACUACUGUCACAUUAUCAUGCUGAAAAAGGAAUCAAAAUAAUUUCUCAAAAAUCCUCUUAUUAUGAGAAAUUAUUUCCUGAUCUUCGUCAUUGGGCGGAUUAUGUAAAUAAUCAAUGGGGACGAAUUCCAGAAAUUGUGUCGGUGCAUAAUUGUUGCAUUCGCACCAACAAUGAUUCCGAGGCUGACAAUCGACAAUUCACACCUCGAGCCGGAGGUAAAUCCCCUCCCGUCUUCUCAUUCAUUCGAAACUUGCAAGAGAUACUGCGAGAUGAAGUGACGAAUAUGACACGAAUGAAGAAUGGGCUACCGAUUGUGAAGACCAAGCUCAUGGAGAUAAGGUUUAAUCGGGACAUGUGUCUUUUAGUGGCACAAAAAAAUGUAUCUAAACAAGAAAUUACUCUAGAUGAAAUAUAUACAUUUCUGAAGCAAUGUCUACCCGAAGAGCAAUCGAAGAGAAUUGAUGAAGAACAAUGUAUCAGUUUGCGGGACAAUGUUACAAGAGAAAUGUUUAAGCGAGCAUCAAAAAUGGAAUUGAAAUCCUUGUCUGCAGAAAAGGAUGAAGAAUACGGAGUUAAGCGAAAAUGUCAACGUAGAAGGAGGAGGACAACUACGUGAAACAAGUUUGUUUGGCGACAGCAUUUGCGUGUAGAUGUGUUCCUGAGAGACGUGUCAACGCUUCUUUUCCUAUAUUUAUUUAUUUAAGCUAUAUUUAGUUAUAUUAAACUCAAAAAUAAGGGAAUAAUGAAAUUAUCCAUUUCGAUAGUUUUGGCAAUGUGCAACCACCAAAAGAAUUGAUGGAUUAUUUCGGUGUUGGUAGCCUUGUCAAAUACAAUCACCAGAAGCAUCAAGAACAUGAUACAAUCAUAUGUGGUCAUCUAUGUCUCAAGUUCCUCAAUGGACUGUUAUAAAUAUCAUUCACAUUGAUGGAUCGAGUUAGUCUACAACUGACAACCAUGGGUGAAUCGUUCACAUUAACAUUGUCAGGAACAUCUUCCAUUUUGGAAGCGAAUUAUUUUCCCUCCAUCGAAUUAUCUCCCCAUCAUCGCUAUAG